AUGGCUAUAUAGGGAAACACUAAUUUGAAGUCUAAUCCAAAUAACUUUGAGGUUAGAAAUGAUAAAAGUACUUCCUUUAAGGAUAAUACUAGACCUCCUCCUUCUGCAGUAGAGAAUAGUGAAAAUUUAGAAAAUAUAGAGUCUAAAAUCAACAAUAUAGCUGACAGUAUCACAGGAGUUGACUUCUAAAUAAAAACAACACUAGAUAAAAAACUAAAAAUUGAACAAGAACUAGAUAAAGGAAUUGACGAUAACCUUGCGAAGGACAUUGAAGCACAAGAAGUAAAACUUAAUGAAUAUUCUAACCAGAGAAAUAAUCUUAUAUAAUCCAAACAAUAAUUGGAGUCAAAAAAUACAAGAAUCUAAUAUGGAAAAGUAGUAGAUGACGGAUAAAUAGUUAAUAAUAAAGACACUUACUAUGGUAGUAUAGAAAAUAUGAAAAAUCAAGCAAAUUAAAUCUAGAAAGUAGAUAAAGAACAUGAAGAGGGUAGGAGAGCAGUUUAGGCUAUUCAAUAUGAUAACUCCAAGAAGGCUGAUGAUUUGAUUGAGUAAAUGAAGAAAAAGAAGUAGAUGAAUUAAAAUAAUCCUAAUGGAGCAAGCUCUAAUCAAAAUUUGAGCAAUCAGAAUUAAAGCUAGAUCCAAAUGAAUUAGUAGUUUAGUAGUGGGUUAGGAGGAGGACUUCCUUAAAACUAUCAGUUGAAUGAUCCAUCUCAAAAUUUGAAUCCUGGUCAAAAUGUAGUUCAUCAACCAAUGAUAAACGCAAAUGGAGGAGUCCCUAUUAAUGUUAAUGUCACAGUUAAUCAAAAUGGCCAGUAAAAUAAACUUGUUUGA
Molecule: messenger RNA, 831 nt
Organism: Stylonychia lemnae
Lineage: Eukaryota; Ciliophora; Spirotrichea; Sporadotrichida; Oxytrichidae
Source: the annotation of a GenBank genome assembly